Molecule: messenger RNA, 4779 nt
Organism: Ornithodoros turicata
Lineage: Eukaryota; Metazoa; Arthropoda; Arachnida; Ixodida; Argasidae
Product: ethanolaminephosphotransferase 1-like
Exons: 9
Coding region: 27-1184 (385 amino acids)
Biological process (GO): phosphatidylethanolamine biosynthetic process
Cellular component (GO): Golgi apparatus; endoplasmic reticulum membrane
Molecular function (GO): ethanolaminephosphotransferase activity
Source: RefSeq, a predicted model, not a curated record
UCACCAGAGGGGGUCAACGACGCAAAAUGCCGGUGAGGUACCUGUCGGACGAGGAGUUAAAAGGCUUUGAAAACUAUGAGUACACAUCCAAGGACACAAGCCCCCUCAGCAACUAUGUUAUGCACCCAUUUUGGGACCAAGCUGUCAAGCUGGUACCAAGGCGUAUUGCGCCGAACGUGUUGACGUUCACCGGAUUUUUGCUAACCAUCGUCAACGUUCUACUCCUGUCAUAUUAUGACUAUGCCUUCUAUGCGUCCAGUGAUCUGCAUCCAAACAUUUUACCAGUUCCCCCUUGGGUUUGGCUCGUGUGUGCUGUAAACCAAUUCCUCGCCCACACGCUGGAUGGGAUAGACGGAAAGCACGCCCGUAAGACCGGGAGCAGCGGCCCGCUCGGAGAGCUGUUCGACCACGGCUUGGACAGCUGGGCCACCUUGUUCAUGCCGCUGUGUUUGUACUCUGUGUUUGGGAGGGAAGAGUUCAGCUGCAACACCCUCCACUUCUAUUUCCUUCUUUGCAACAUCCACUUCUGCUUCAUCCUGUCCCACUGGGAGAAGUACAACACGGGCAUCCUCUACCUUCCCUGGGGUUACGACCUCUCGCAGAUGGUUCUACUGUUCAGUUUCGUCUUUACGUACAUAAAAUCUUACAAGUACUGGAAGUUCACCUUCCUGGGGCUUGGCUCGGGAGUCUGCUUGGAGGUCUUGUUGCACGUGGCAGCAUUUUUCAUGACAAUACCCAUGAGUAUAUACAAUGUUUGUUGUGCCUACAAAGCAGGCCACAUGCGCCACACCUCUUGGGUGGAAGCCACACGGCCCAUGCUUUCUGUUUUCAUUCUGUUUCUUCUGACUCUGACCUGGAGCCUUCGGUCGCCCAGCAACAUUGUGGAGCGGGACCCUCGCAUCUUCUACGUCGUCAUCGGCACCGUUUUUUCCAACAUUUCGUGCCGUCUGAUAAUCAAUCAGAUGACAUCGACACGGUGCGAAGCCUUCAAUCUCCUGCUGUUGCCAGUUUCCCUGGCAGUCAUUGGCUGCUUGGGUCUCGGAUGGGAUGAAGUUCUCGUUGUCCGACUGUUGGCUGUUUUUGUCUCCGUCUGCCAUGUCCAUUACGGGAUUUGUGUGGUGCGGCAAAUGUGUCAACACUUCAACAUCUACUGCUUCUCGCUACGGAAGCCGCAAGUUGAGUAGAACAAUGCGUGAACUCCUCCUUCGAGCUUGUUAAAAAAGAUUUUUUCUGGACCCUUCACUACAGUUUACCAAAGAAGUGCCUCCACCACACACAAAACAGACUGUCUAGCUCCUCCUCCUUUUUUUGGUUUCUUUAGCAGAAGACACUUGUUUUAGCGUUACCCUUUCCCUUCUGUUCAUCGCAUUAACCAGCAUAACAGCCUGCAUCCUCACGUGGUGAAAAAAAACAAAGACUAGGUUGGUCAACCGUAACACAGUCUGUGGAGUAGUAGGCGAGAGACUAAAAUCCGAAAGGGCGAAAGACUCCACAAAAUGGCUGCCGUGAACAUUGGCCAAAAGGUGGCAGCCGUGAGCGUUAGAUGUCUGCCGUGACUGUUGGACACCAAAUUACAGUCAUGGGACAAUUUGGUUGCAAUCUGUGGCGUUGCAAGUAAGGUAGUAACACUAGUCAAAUAAGUUCGGGAAACCUUUCAGCCAAAGUAAACGGACAUACUCUACUGCGGUUUGUCGUAAAUUCUUCCCUCUGAACGUCUGUUGGCUUCUUUUUGCGGAACGCCAACGUUCCGUAUUUGCCGCGAUGACCAAAAAUAUUUAUUGCAUAUUUUUUAUCUCUCUGCGCGUGCGUGCGAAUGCUCGCGGAUGCGCGCUUUCCUUCAUGUGGCGCACGGGUCAUGGCAGCUAUUUUUUGGUGUACAUAGUUUCGGUAGUAGGGAGCAAUACUCUUGUCUUAUUGGGCGGAUUAUGCCGUGUGCUUGCAGUGUACGUCGAAUGUGUGCAAUCCACGCAGGUUUGUAAGAUGGGUGUAAACUGCUAGCUUGCACGUAUGGGAUGGACUCUAUAAUGCUGUGUAGCAGGACGUUAUAUUGCACAACCUUACAGAGCUGCCAAGGUGUUUGGUGCAUGCGAGAAUAAGGAGAUUCUCUGUUUUCUUUUUUUUUUUUUUCUUUUUUUCGUAUCUCUCCUCAGCUGUCUUGCUACCUGAUCCGUGAUUACGCACGUGACAUUCUUCUCUCUCUCAGUGUGAUUUUUUGUCCUCUGUGCUUCUUUUUAUCCAUUCUUCCAAUGGCCUGCUUACAAAUUUGCAUGGAUGAGAAACAGGCUUCACUAAGAUCAUGAGUGGUUAUCUAUAUAUACACACUUAUACACACUGUACAUACACGCUACAUAUAUAAUGCAACAAUGUGUUCAACUGUCGAAGAGUGUGCAUAGCACAUAUUGGGUGUUUUUCAAUGGAGAUUCAGUCUUGGCACGAUCGGAGUGGUAUUUACAUCGUUUUGUGUUGGAGGGUCCGUCAUGGGGGCGAAUGGUUCAACAGCCGAUGCUGAAACAGGCAAAAAAAAAAAAAAAGCUGAUACGACCCUCAUUCUAUCUCGCUUAUAUCUUGUAUAACAUCCACUGAAAAAAAAAAAUCAUCAACGAGCAAUGCCAAUAUAAAGGCUCUCCUUGACUGUUUUAUCUAUUUUCACAUUGAGGCUCGAGGCACUUUUUCCUAACGAAAAAUUCUUUGGCUGCUAGAAAAAAAAAUAGCAUAUUUAUUCGGAAAAAACUAACAGCCAUUUAGAACCAGAUUCCUCUAGUAAGUUCAGUAUGCGUAUCUGAAAAGAAAAUGCGUACCGCAGUUCAAACAGAAAGAAAUGGGCUAACACGUUCGCUAAUAUGUACGUGUCUUCUGGGGUCUUCGCGAGCUGUUUAAAAGUCUGUGUAGCAAAAUAAAAGGGGUCCCUCGAUUGUUUCAAUUUCCUUAUUGGAAAUUAAUGACGCAACCUAGUCAGAAAAGUUGUUUGUGUCAAAUAUAUUUACGUAGCAAGCUCAAUCGAAGUUUGUUCUUUUCUGCUUUACAUCUUUGAUAUAGGAGAUUUUAUUUUAAAGGGUUCUUCACUAAUCACAGUUUAAGCCUUAACACGUGCAUUGCUUUCACAUGACAGUGACUGGACGUGCGUGUGGGCGUGGUCGUACCCGCAGAUCAGUACAGAACAGCUGUGGCUGCAAUAAUGUUCCUAAACAGUUUUGUGUGCACAGAAGUAAAAUCUUUUGUCAAUUAACAUUUUCAUUGUGUAGGUUUUUUUUCCUAUGAGUGCAAUGAUCGCGAGCGUGCAGAUAUACUCAACAUCUGCGCAGAUGUGAAUACAGAUUUUCAGAUCCUAGAAGUGUGGGUGAACUGUCAGUGUUAUCUGCACACACCUCUAACAUAACCACCCCCUCCACGUGUGAUUAUAACCACUCUGCGAGCAGCUUAUACCUAUCGUUUUGCUUUUGAGAGUCUCUUUGGUGUCGUUUAUUUGUGACAAAGUUACAUUUUGUGACAUUUUGUUAAUCUUUCUUUGUUUUACAGGCAGUAUGACAGUUAACGGUUUAAGUCACGGUUCCCUCUUGGUCUGAAGUCCACCACUGCACAUUAAUGUAUCAUAGAACACCUUUUUUUUUUGUUGUGUGUCUCAUGGGACGCUGUUUGCAGAAUCUCAUUUGGCAAGAACCGGGAGGAAAACACGCACACAUCCCAUGUUGAAGAUGCACAAGCUUGAUUCCUCAGUUGCUCGUUCAAGGUGCUGAUACAAAGUACCGUAAUUUCACGUGUAUAAGCCGCACCGCAGAUAAGCCGCAGGACGCGUUUUUAGGAACGUUUUGAAAAUUUUCUGGCAGAUAAGCCGCACUCGCAGAUAAGCCGCGGGCAAUACGAGACGACUGAUUUGUGAGACAAAGGAGACCAUAGAGAAGGCCAUAAACCUUGUGGUCCAUACUACAGGGUCGGCAUAGUGUACAGCAAAGGAGGUCAGCUCUAGAAUUCUACCAAGAUCGGAUUGUGCCCUUGUUGGGAGUUUUUCAUGGAUUGAUGGGUCAGUGGUCUUCCAGAAGACGUGAAUCACUGUCACCACUUUCGUUAAAACUGCUUGGGGGAAUGCACCAGGAAGAUCAGUCUACUCGAAUGUGGACCCGUCCCUGUUACGCACUGUUCAUGCAUCGGCAGGGCAGUGCUGUUCCAGAGACACUGUCGGCCCUUUCGUUAAAACCGGCGUAUGGGGAAAAUACCAGGAAAAAAUAGUCACAAGAUAAGCCGCACCGGUGGAUAAGCCGCAGAGCGCCCGUGAGAAAAAAAAAUCACGCAUAAGCCGCGGCUAAUACGCGUGAAAUUACGGUACAUAUAACACUUUCACACCUCGAAGCACGAUAACAGACCUAAAGCUGUUAUCGAGGCAUUUUGAGGGAUAGAUUCAUCAUUUGCUCUUAUCCCAAAGUGUAGUCCUCCGACUACUAUCUAGGAGAUUUCUUUUUAAAAAUUUGGAACAAAUGUCGGUGUCUUUCACGACAUCACAGAUCGGGCUACAUGCAGGAGCCUCCUGCAUUUGUGUUAUGUAACACCACAGCAUACGAGAUGCCUUCCAUGUGUCUUGCAUGUGCCUAAGAACUAUAAACACUUCACAGACAUCACACUUGACAAGUGAGAUUUCGGAACGGGAAAAGUCUCAAAGCCAAAACUGUACUUCAAAAUCAGUGCUUGUUGUUGAAACAGAUUCAGGCAUCGUGUUGCACUUUUUGUACAUACAGUGUUGCUUGUAUUAUGUGUGAUUUAAAAGAAAAAUAUCUAGUUAUGGUUUCA